This is a messenger RNA of Scophthalmus maximus (turbot), 2360 nucleotides long. RefSeq names its product cytochrome b-c1 complex subunit 1, mitochondrial (gene uqcrc1). The coding region runs from base 227 to 1663 and encodes 478 amino acids. Gene Ontology annotation, cellular component: mitochondrion. The record is from RefSeq and is a predicted model, not a curated record. The transcript has 13 exons. Lineage: Eukaryota; Metazoa; Chordata; Actinopteri; Pleuronectiformes; Scophthalmidae. Gene Ontology annotation, molecular function: metal ion binding.
UGUCACGGGUAACAUCAGUGGUGUUUCAAACCUGACAACAGACAACACUGAACUACACAAGUUGAUACUCAGCAAACACGUCAACAACAACAAAAUUGGUCCGAAGCGUCAACUACACAUAGUGUACAGCUGGUGGCGAUCGUGUUCAACUGAAGAGGAAAUGGACUUUUUCACAUGAAGACGAAGAAGAGUCCUCCUCUGCCCUCUCUAUAACCGUUCUGGAAAAAUGGCGGCGUCCGUGUGCCGAGUCGGGAGCACCGUGGGAAAAGCCCUCGCCAAAGCCCGCAGUCCCAUUCUGCUGUCUCUCAGGCGUGGGCAGGCCUCAGUCAGCUAUGCUCAGAGCCUGUUGGGAGCCCCUGAAACCCGCCUCACUGCCCUGGACAAUGGCUUGAGGAUCGCCUCCGAGGAGACUGGACAUGCCACCUGCACUGUUGGUCUGUGGAUCGGCUCUGGCAGUCGCUAUGAGAGUGAGAAGAACAACGGAGCUGGCUUCUUCCUGGAGCACAUGGCUUUCAAGGGGACGAAGAAAUACCCUCAGUCAGCCUUAGAGCAGCAGGUGGAGUCAAUCGGCGCUCACCUGAGUGCCUACACAUCUCGGGAGCACACUGCAUACUACAUGAAGACCCUGGCCAAAGACCUGCCCAUAGCUGUUGAGUUGCUCUCCGAGGUGGUGCAGAGCUGCUCGCUGAACGAGGCGGAGAUUGAGCAGCAGAGGGGCGUGAUUCUGCGUGAGCUGGAGGAAGUCGAGGGCAACCUGCAGGAUGUUUGCCUGGACUUGCUGCACGCCACGGCCUUCCAGGGAACUCCUCUGGGACACAGUGUGCUGGGACCGUCUGAAAAUGCAAGGACUCUGACCCGCCAUGACCUAGUUGAUUACAUCAACAGUCACUACAAGGCCCCCCGCAUGGUGCUGGCUGCUGCUGGAGGCGUGAACCAUGACGAGUUGGUCAGUUUAGCCAAAUCCCACUUCGGCGGAGUGUCUUUUGAGUACGAGGGAGAUGCCGUCCCUGUAUUAUCACCCUGUCGAUUUACAGGCAGUGAGAUCCGUAUGCGUGACGACAGUUUGCCUCUGGCACAUAUUGCCAUCGCUGUGGAGGGGGCCAAUGCUGCCAGUCCAGACGUCGUGCCUCUCAUGGUGGCCAACUCCAUCAUCGGCAGCUACGACCUCACCUUCGGUGGUGGAAAGCAUCUGAGUAGCCGUCUGGCUCGUCUGGCCGCCGAGGAGAACCUGUGUCACAGCUUCCAGGCCUUUCACUCCUCAUACAGUGACACCGGCCUACUGGGCAUUCACUUUGUCACUGAUAGACAUCACAUCGAGGACAUGUUGCACUGGUCCCAGAAUGCCUGGAUGAACCUGUGCACCACACUGACGGAGAGUGAUGUAGCCAGAGGAAAGAACGCCCUGAAGGCCAGCCUGGUCGGACAGCUCAAUGGAACAACACCAAUUUGUGAUGACAUCGGCAGACACAUCCUGAACUACGGGCGGCGUAUUCCUCUCGCCGAGUGGGACGCUCAGAUUGAUGCCGUGACCCCCAGGAUGGUUCGUGACAUCUGCUCUAAAUACAUCUACGACAAGUGUCCUGCUGUGGCAGCUGUCGGCCCAUGUGAGCAGCUGCCUGACUACAACAGAAUGCGCAGUGCCAUGUACUGGCUCAGAUUUUAAUGUGUCCUAGUGUUGCUGUGAACCGUAUCUCCUGUCAUUACUGCGAGAGUGUACACCUGAGGACUGACCACACCGCUUGACAACACAAGAAGCCAUCCAUCCUCUUUCUUCGAGACUCCCUCUGUCAUCCUGCCCACUCAUCACUCUUAGUUAGCUAUGAAGAUGGCAGCCAGCUUGCACAUGGUAGAAGUUGGUUACCUCUUGAUUUAAAUCAACUGGUACUCACUUAUGGAGGGAAGGGGAGAGAGGGUGGACUUGAAUAUAAUGUUAUCUACUGGACACAGUUCUACCGGUCAUGAGUACAGCUAAAAAUAUAUUUAUAAUUUCUGUAACAUUUGUUGCUGUCCUCUAUUGUACAUAACAGAAGCUCUCAUUCCAACAAAAAUAAAAUACUGUUAAAAAAAACUACAGUAAAUCAGAAACUUUGUUUCAUUCAUGUACAGUAGCAUGUUAUGUAUUGAAUCAAAUUUAUUGGCACUUCAUAGAAACAGAAGCAAAACGAGAAGAUGUGAGAUGUGUUUCAUAGCUGGAAGCUGUAGGCGAGUGAACUCGCAUAGUUUAUGCUAUUUUAAUAAUAAAAAAAAUAAUGUAGAAAUGGCCCUUUUAGGUUGCUUCUGACUCAUUACAUUUUCUGUACUUUGAUGCAUAAUCAAUCAUAAUAUAAUAAAGAAUUCUAUGUAUUUGUAGGCUUCUGACA